GCGCCCGACCGCCUUCGCCCUCGCCCGGCCCCGGCCGCACCCCCGCCCGCGCCCGCGCCCGCCCGCGCCCCCGGCCCCGGCCCCGGGCAGCGGCCCCCGGCCCCGCGUGGCGGCGCGGCGCGGGCGGCAGCAUGGUGGAGAAGCGCUGCCCGCUGCAGAGGGACGGCGUGUACCGCUGGUUCUCGGAGCUGCCGUCGCCGCAGCGCGUGGAGUUCCUGUGCGGCCUGCUGGACCUGUGCAUCCCGCUCGAGCUGCGCUUCCUCGGCUCGUGCCUGGAGGACCUGGCCCGCAAGGACUACCACUCGCUGCGCGACUCGGAGAUCAAGGCCAACAACCCGGCCGACUUGGGCAGCCUCACCAACCUGACGGACGAGGUGGUGCGCAGCAAGCUGCUGGUGUCGCUGGCGCUGCUGGGCUCGGAGCAGCGCGAGGCGGCGGGCGUGCUGUACCGCACGCUCACGCACAUCGACUCCAUCAUCCACAACUACGGGCUUCAGCUCAACGAGGGCCGCACGGGCGAUGAGUUUCUGCUGCUCUUCACCAUGGCCUCCAACCACCCGGCCUUCAGCUUCCACCAGAAGCAGGUGCUGCGCCAGGAGCUCACGCAGAUCCAGAGCAGCCUGAGCGGCGGCGGCGGCGGCCCCGGGGGCAAGAGCGCGCUGCCCACCUGCCCGGCCUGCCACAAGGUCACGCCCAGGACAGAGCCCCCCGUCAGCAGCGUGGGCAACAGCCUGGAGAACGCCCUGCACACAUCCACACAUUCCACUGAGGGGUCGCUGCCCAAGAGGCCUGGAGGGAAACUGUCCAGAGUGAGUGUUGAAAAGAUAGACCUGAAGGGAUUAUCACACAAAAAAAAUGAAAGAAAUGUUGAAUGUUCCUUUGAGGUCUUGUGGUCUGAUUCUUCAAUCACAUCAGUAACCAAAUCUUCCUCUGAAGUGACUGAAUUUAUUUCAAAGUUGUCUCAGCUGUAUCCUGAAGAAAAUUUGGAGAAAUUCAUUCCUUGCUUAGCUGGCCCAGAUUCCUUUUAUGUAGAGCGAAACCACAUGGAUCUGGAAGCGGACCUGAGGUAUUUGGCUUCAUUACCUUCUCAUGUGUUAAAAAAUGACCAUGUUAAGAAAUUUUUCAGCACUUCUUCUCCCACCCAACAGCUUCAAAGUCCAAGUCCUGGCAACCCUUCCCUUUCUAAAGUCGGCACCAUGAUGGGCGUGUCUGGAAGGCCUGUGUGUGGAGUGGCCGGCAUCCCGUCCUCUCAGGGCAGCGCCCAGCACCACGUGCAGCACUCGGCCAGCGCGGCCGCCUUGCCCCACUGCUCGCACUCAGGGGGCGCAGGCUCGGCUCUGGCCUACCGGACCCCGAUGGACAGCUCGCCCACCAUCCUGAUGCCGUCCAGCCUGCAGGCCCCUCAGACCCAGGAGCAAAACGGGAUUUUAGACUGGCUUCGGAAACUGCGUUUGCACAAGUAUUACCCUGUCUUUAAACAGCUCACGAUGGAGAAGUUUCUGAGCCUUACGGAAGAAGAUCUAAAUAAAUUUGAAUCCCUCACCAUGGGAGCAAAGAAAAAACUGAAGACUCAACUGGAGCUGGAGAAGGAGAAGUCAGAGAAACGGUGCCUGAACCCCUCGGCCCCUGCCCCGGUCAGCAGCAGCGGGGUGGCCCGCGUGCCCCCCACCAGCCACGUGGGGCCCGUACAGACGGUGCGAGGCAGCCAUGCUGCAGCGCUGCGGGUGGAGGUGGAGCAGCCCCCUCACCAGACGGCCCGGGAAGGCAGCUCCUCCGAGUGCUCCAGCUCCUCGCCCAGCCCAAUGGGCGUGCAGGCCCGGGAAGAGAGCUCAGACAGCGCGGAAGAGAACGACAGACGUGUGGAGAUCCACUUGGAGGGCCCUGACAAGGAGAAGCCCGUGAUGCUGCUGAACCACUUCACGUCAAGUUCCGCCCGGCCCACGGCGCAGGUCCUCCCCGUGCAGAACGAGGCGGGCUCCACCCCGUCGGGCCACCACUCACUUCCCCCCCAGAUGAUGACGGCGGCCUCGCACAUCGCACCCAUCCGGAUGCUGAACUCCGUGCACAAGGCGGAAAGGGGGGGCACGGACAUGAAGCUCCUCUCGUCCUCUGUGCACUCGCUGCUGUCCCUCGAGGAGCGCAGUAAAGUCUCUGGACCAAGAAGCAGCAUCAAAGUGGACAAGAGCUUUGGCAAUGCCAUGAUGGACGCGCUCCCCUCGUCCACCCCCCAUCAGCCCAUGCAGGUCCUCUCCGGACUCGCCGAGAGCAGCUCCGUGUCGCCCACUGUCUCCUUUGGUCCCCGCACCAAAGUCGUCCACGCGUCCGCGCUGGACAGGGUGAUGAAGCCGGCGCAGCAGCCGGCCCUGGUGGUGGAAGCCAGCACUGCUGCCGCGGGGACGCCCAGCACCGUCUUCCACGUGGCUCGGCCGCCCAUCAAACUCCUGGUGUCUUCGUCUGUCCCUGCGGAUUCUGCCAUCUCUGGUCAAACCUCCUGUUCUAACAACGUGCAAAUAAGCGUGCCCCCUGCAAUAAUAAACCCCCGGACUGCUCUGUACACAGCCAACACCAAAGCUGCCUUCUCUGCGAUGAGCAGUGUGCCCGUGGGCCCCCUGCAGGGCAGCUUCUGUGCGAACAGCAACACUGCCGCCUCCAGUAGCCACCCUUCCCCAUCCUUCGCAAACAUGGCCACUGUGCCCAGCUGCCCGGCCCCCAGCUCCAGCCCCGCGCUCUCCUCGGUCCCCGAAAGCAGCUUCUACAGCAGCAGCGGCGGCGGCGGCAGCUCCCCCGGGAACCUCCCCGCCUCGGCCCAGAACCACCACCACCACCACCACCAUCAGCAGCAGCCGGCGCCCCCGCAGCCGGCGCCCGCCCCGCCGCCCGGCUGUGUGGUGUGCACGUCGUGCGGCUGCAGCGGGAGCUGCGGCUCGAGCGGCCUGACCGUCAGCUACGCCAGCUACUUCCAGCACCCGUUCUCGGGGCCCUCAGUCUUCCCCUUCCCGUUCCUGCCCUUCAGCCCCGUGUGCGGCAGCGGCUACGUGGGUGCCCAGCAGUAUGGCGGCGGCGCCUUCCCGGUCGUGCACUCGCCCUACGGCGGCGGCGUGGGCCCAGAGCCCGUGCUGGGCGGCCAGUCCGCCUUCACCGUCCCGCCUGUGCAGAACUUCAUGGGGGCGGCGGGCGUCUACCAGGCCCAGGGCUUGGUGGGCAGUAGCAAUGGUUCCAGUCACAAAAAGAGCGGGAACCUCUCGUGUUACAACUGUGGGGCCACCGGUCACCGCGCUCAGGACUGCAAGCAGCCGUCCAUGGACUUCAAUCGGCAAGGUACUUUUAGGUUGAAAUAUGCCCCUCCAGCAGAAAGUCUGGACUCCACAGAUUGAUAUUUUUCUCUGGCAACAGAACACUAUUAAGCCAUGGAGACCUAAGGAAAAUUAAAUACAAAACUGAGAAGUCUAGUUGCUGUUGAGCUUAAUAUUUUUAAUCCAAAGGUGCUUUACUUUACUAGACUGGAUAGAAAACCUAGCGUAGGAAUGCAUCAAACUCAGUUUUAUUGCCAAAAUCCUAGACGGGAGCUUGAUGUCAGGACUGGCCUAGUGGGUAUCUCCACUAUGGGUGAAAACUGGCCACCUCCACCCUUGGUCGCAAUGCAGAGACCUGCCGUCUCCUGAAGAGCAUUGCCAUAAUUGGUCCUUCUAGGCUCACACGUAAUUCCAGGGCAGCUACGUGAGGUUGGAAUCGAGAACUGAAGGUCGGAGUUCUCCAAGUGGAGUUCUACCAGUCGGACUCUUGACACCCCUGGUGAGGGAAAAUGUCGCCUUUGUUUUGUUCUGUUUGUUCUGUUUCGUUCUUAACAGUGGUUAGGCACUAAUCUCUGGGCUUUUUAAGGAUUGCACUACAGAAGAAUGUAAACUGAUGUCAAUCUCUGCAGUUCUGGGAGACAGACUCCCUGAGACCAGUCAGUGCAAGACACUCAGAGAAUCCGUCUUUAUAGAGUCGGCACCAGCAGGCUACAUGACUUAGUACACAACAGAGAUUUUAGUAUUCCUUCCCUCCUUAAAAGCACUUGUAGCAGUUUCAGGUUUUUAUUUUUAUUUCUUCCUGCAAAUACAUUUAAACUACAUUAUUAAAUAGAAAUAGUUACUUGCAACAACUUAAUUUCUAAAAGGGUCCAAGUCCCAGAGAAUCCCUAGCUGUCAAAGCUUUGAGGACACCUUCCUUCCCAGCCCUUCAGAGCUUUGAGUCCUGUCGUCUUCCCCGUGAAGGAACCCUGGCAGACGCGAUAGCAGCAUGGCCUCGUGAGCGGCAUUGACGGGAGGCUGCGUAUCCUUAGCCAAGUUUGCAAGUUAUUUUAUCUCCCAUGGACUUCCCAAGGACCCCAAGGCUCACUGCUAACGGAUUCACACUUGAGACAGACCUUUCAACAAUAAUACAGUCCUACAAUCUCUGAGCAAACGACUGAAAUUUUCUCCUGUCAACUUCUUUUGUAUUAGGCUCUGUAUCAAUAGUUAAUUCCAUUAAAAAAUUACCGGAAAACUACGAUAGAAAGUGGUUAAGACUCUGAAAGAGACUACACCGACAGGACAGAGCUACAAGAUCUGCAGAAGUCUAGUUUUAUCAAGGUGGGAAAUAAAGUCCACCACGCAGCUCUCAAUUUUACCCCACUGCAAUGAGAGCUUUUGUUGUGAAAGUUAGGGACUUAAAGCUUCAUGGCUAAAGGGAAUUUUGUGCUUCAAUAAUACUGUUUUAAAUGCUACAGCCUUCAAUGUUAAAAUACUGAUUGGUAAGGCCUUGCCCAGGGAUUUUCCAGUUGAAUAUUUAAAAGAGAAGAAAAUAAUAAUACUCAGACCAUUCUUAAAAUGGGACAAUCAGCCUCAUGCAAAAUUGGUGUAAAUCAAGAGUACCCUAGAAUUUGAGGCAUUGUGUUGUAAGGCUUCAAAUUUUUGAGAUCAGUUUCCUGACUUCUUGGAAACUAAAGCAGAAAGUUGUUACUUUUUUUAAUGAAAGGCUUUUAGUAGAGUUUUUUAGAGUUUUAUUUUAGUAGAGUUUUAUUUCUAUGCAAUGCAGAAUUGACAGACCUCUGUAUUCUCUCUCUUCUUGGCACACAGUAUUACCUACAGUUUUGAAGUAAUGAUGAUGCUUACAACAGCUUUUUGGGGGAAUGUUACAUUGAUCUCUUAAAUUAUAAACACUACAAAAUGUCAAAAUUGUGAGAACUGACACAACUUUGCCUUAAAGAGUACUAGACUGGAACUUGUCAUAUUAUGUUUAAGGAAGACUUGGAGUGUUCAUUGAUGUUUACGAUUUUAAUAUUUCUGAAGGCCGUUACAGUGGCCUGGAUAUGUGCUGAAAGCCAAACUUUUAAAAUUUUUUGGUUUUUUUUUUAAACAAAGAACUAUUUUAAAUAAAUCCUAUUUCAACACAGUGAAAUUGUUGAAAACCGUCUCAUAACAAAAGAGAAAAAUCAUAUUUAGUUUUUUUUUUUGUUUUAGUCGUCAGUAUUGGGGAAUGAAAGUGUCUGUUGUUACCCUUCUAACUGUUUUGAUAAAUAUUAGAGGUUAGCGUUAAAUACAACAAAAAAUCAGAACAAACUUCAGUUUGAAGUAUGACAUUCAAAUUGAGAGAAAUAGGUUCAGACAUUGUGUGGCUGUGUUCCAGUCAUCAGAAGUCUCAGAGAAACUUCUAGCUGUCUUUGAAAAUGCAUGUGUGGCCACUCAGAGUUGCUAACGGUUAAAUGUAAACACGGGACACACAGGCACAGAGCAUUCAGCUGCCGAACCGUGAGACCUCUUCUCGAGUGAGUGAGUCCCAUACCCGAACUUGGGAAUAUUUGCGAGCAGUAUUCUCUCUGAUGAAAUUUCUCUCCAGAAGCAACCACAGUCAGUGAGCCUAAAGAGCAUUUGGCAUUUCCUCAUCAGCUAGAAACACAGAUCAGACUGACCCUUUCAACUAGUCAUUGAAGUUGUGGGCUCAGUUUCCAAACACUGUGGCCCCAGGUAGGUGUGGCCCCAGCCACUUUGCUCUGUGUAGUCUGUCAUAUUUUAAAGUUUCUAUCCCCAGGAAUGGGGAAAGUGGAAUGUACAGAUUGAAGUAGAUACAACGUUGGGAUAAAACACUAAUCUUUGUUUUGUUUUUUAAAACAGAACACUCGAUUUUCUACCUUAUUUUCUAAUUUUUAUUUUAUGAUAUUGAAAAUUGGAAAGUGUAUAAAUGUUAAAACCUUCUAAUUGCUAAAGAGCACUGAGAAAAUGGGAGCUAGCACUUAGAAUAAUAAAGACAAAACUAUUUUCUUGAAAGCAGGUAUGUGAUUGGAUGUUUUAAAAAACCAGCAUCAUUUAUAAUCUCCAAAAAAUUACACGAGUUCCGCUUGUUAAUAUAGUAGUCAGUAGGUUCAGUAUUUUAAUUUACCAAUUUAGAAUUCUAGGUCCUUUAUCGCAAGAAGUCCCACAUAGUUUAUACUGCACGCUGUAUGGAGGUGCAGAGUGGGUAGUAACUUUGCCUAACGUUACAUGGCUGUAACGCGUUCCCGUCUGAGCACAGGCUGACCGAGGCUUGCAUCUGUCCACUCACUCCAGUGUUGCUAGUGAGCACUUUUCUGAGCGGGAACUGGGUUGCACCCUCCUCGCUCCUUGUCAUUGUCACUCUUCCUGCUUCCGUGAUGGCUUACUAGAUGCCUUGCUAGUUUCACACACUGGUAACUGAUGGUGUUACAUGUCCAAGAGUCUUAAAGGUUGUAAGGGAAACCGUGACCCUGCUCAGAUCGACCACCCAUCCAGUGGAUGGGCCUGUGGAUCCUGAGCGAGGUGGCCGUCCUUUCCAAAGUGCAGAUGACUCCCAAAGAAUGAGGCAGGUGACAUUUACAUCCAUGGGUUCUGAAGAGGCUCAAUUACUGAAAAGUCCGGAGGUUCUGAAUCAAAGUGAGUAUCUUUAAUCAACACUCGCAAACUACGUACUGUGCUGGUUGAGGCCAAAGGUCAAUGUUACUACACUGUUAUUGGAGGGAGGGGAGCGCCGGCCAGUCCAUCCCGGUGCUGUGAGGAGCCCCUCAUGCGUAAAGUUCUUAGAUGCACAAAGACAGGCUUUGGUACUGAAACUGAAGACCUCGUGUACUCAAGAAUCUUCACAGCUUCUAUUGGACAUAUUUCUUUUUAGGAAUGAAGGAAAAUUCUCCCAUUUUUGAGCCAUUCUUUUAUGUCAAUUCUACAAAAUUGCAUGUAACUUUAUAAAUAUUUUUAAAAGAUAUAGUUUUGUAAAUAUUUAAUAUUCUGCUAAUUUGAUUUUGAAUUGUAAAUGUCAAGUAUUCUGUUUUUGGGGUUUUUAUGUUUUAUUAUACUUUGUUAAAAAGGAAAAAUUGUACAUUUUUAGAAUGUUUUUAUGAGUAAAUUUAAUGUACUGAAAAUAAAAAUUAAAAAAAAAAAAAGGUUCUUUUUAUUAGGUCUUUGUCUCAUAGAAUACGAGGCACAUAUCCUUUCCAAUCGCGAUUCUUGAUUUCCAAGCUAGGGAGUCUGUUCUUUCCGCCGCCUUCUCAGUGUUAAAAAAAGGGAUACCUGGUCUUAAAUCCACUGUCUAGUUUCCUGGGUUUUUAAAAAGUGUUCUAUGAAUAGAAAUGUGAAUUGAUUUGGGAUUGGUUUUAAGGUGUUCCAACUCCCAGUUCUAUAAUCAGGGUCAGCAUUACUAGAUCAACUGUCCUUCGGAUGUUUCCAAACUCAUGGUGAGUGUGCCCUGGCAUCUGUGGCCAUGUCCUCUCUGGACUCGGGAUGGUGGCAGGCUAACAAGCAUGUGUUUGCCCUGGUCCGUGGUGCUACCCUGAGCAGUGCAGGCCACAGAGAGAGAAUUCAGGGACUUUCUCCCUAGCAGGAAAUCUCCAGUUUGGCUUGGUCUUCUCCGACUUGUGGAUACCCGGAGAAAAACACGUGCAUAUGCAUGGUUCCGGGACUGGUCAGGGUUCCUGUCAGGUAAAUAGCAUCAGGAGACACAGCUGGCCACUCCUGGGACCUGCUAGGUUGCAGCCCCUCAGGGAAGGCCUUCCUCUGGUCACACCCAGGGCCUCCGAGGAUGGAGAUCACGUGCACACCUGCUGUUUACUGUAUACAGCUCCCAACCCGGCCACGUUAGGUACCAUGUACUACCACCACGUAAUGCCUUCCAGACCACACCCCACACACAGUCAGUACUUUGUGUGUUGUACUUUAGUUCAUCUAGAGCAGGUUUUCAAGUGCUUAUUCCCACAAAACACCUACCCCCCGACCCGUCCCCCCCCCACACUUUGUGGCACAUCUGUAAUUUUAAGAGAAUUGAGUUUUUUGAAGGCAGGACACUUUGACCAACGUGAGCAAGGUGGAGCAAGGUCUCUUGUUCCUAAGGCAGAGACCUUCAGAGGUGGGUGUCCCUACACCCACAGUGAGGCCAGCCUCAACAUUCCUCACUGGGAAGGGUAUUAUACACUUGGCUUUGGAUAGUACAGAUGCAAGUCUCAAAUACUAAGCCAUUAACUUGAACUUUGAUGAGUUUUUAGUUGUGCCUUUAUUCACCUUAGUUCAUUAAAAAUGUUUUAAAGAUCCUAUAAAUAGAGUGACCACCCAUUAAUGUGGGAUAUAAGUUAAGUCAGCCCUCUCAGCACGGUAUUUUUGUCUUUAAAAAGCAGAGUUUCUUGUAGGAAUCUUAUUGAUCACACAGUAGUUACAAUAAUGUCAGAUAUAAUCAUGUAUACAAUCUAAACAAGACAGGCUAAUUAAGAAUGUACAUAAUGUAAAAAUAUACAUAUUAAAAGUUACAUGUGGACAGGUGCAUGCAGCAGGAAGAGCAGAUUGGGGCUGAGUGCCCGUAUGCAGUAAUAUUGCUUUUUCUUCCUCAAUUACAGUAAAUAACUGCCACUAACAGAUACAGGUUUUCCACACACAUCUAGAUACACAAGGAUGAAUGGUGACCUGCUACGUGUACAGUCUCAAGUGGGUCUGUGAUCCUUCUGUGGUAGCUCUCACAAAAAAUAGUACAUAGUGAACUCCAUGCAGGUAGUAGGAAGCACUCGUUAUUUAUUCUAGUUGGACUUCAAAAAUGUUUAACGUUUGACAAUAUCUGUGAAGAACGUUUGCUUUUGCCAUUUUCAAAAUUGACAUGCACAUGGAGCGGGAGUACUUUGAUGACUGCCUGACCUAACAGUGAUAACUGAAAUACUCUUAAAAAUGUUUUAAUAACGUAUUUUAGUCACAACACAACAUAAAACAUGGAUCAUCUACAGCUACAAGCCAAAAGGCAGAAGUGUAUCUGAAUUUUGUUUGCUUUUAGUUUCAGUAUCCUGCAGUUUUCUACCUUUGUCCCAAAGAAUGAAACCCAUGUAACUGCUUGUUUAUUUACCAAAGCAGGCACCAUUUUGAGCUCUUAAGAGAAUAUU
Messenger RNA from Cervus elaphus (red deer), 9382 nucleotides. It is a transcript of the gene ZCCHC14, whose product is annotated as zinc finger CCHC-type containing 14. The transcript has 13 exons. Gene Ontology annotation, molecular function: phosphatidylinositol binding; zinc ion binding; nucleic acid binding. The record is from RefSeq and is a predicted model, not a curated record. Bases 132 to 3374 code for a protein of 1080 amino acids. NCBI's taxonomy places the organism in Eukaryota, Metazoa, Chordata, Mammalia, Artiodactyla, Cervidae.